Molecule: messenger RNA, 1981 nt
Organism: Cokeromyces recurvatus
Lineage: Eukaryota; Fungi; Mucoromycota; Mucoromycetes; Mucorales; Mucoraceae
Exons: 12
Coding region: 101-1822 (573 amino acids)
Molecular function (GO): zinc ion binding
Source: RefSeq, a predicted model, not a curated record
UUUUUUUUUAUUCUUUUUCUUUUUUUAGAUGCACCAUUUUUUUGUUUAAUAAAUAACGUAUAUAAAAAGUGCAGAUUAAAGUGAAUAGAUCGAGAUAUCAAUGGAUAAUUUAGUAACUUCAGAUAGUAAUAAGAUUAUUUACUGCGUUGAAUGUAACGAUCAAGAGGCCUCUGUGUUUUGUGAACAAUGCGAUGAAGAUUUUUGUGAAGUUUGUUACGAUAUGCUUCAUCGUACUGGUAAUCGUCGACUACAUACCUUUAAAAAGUUAAAUCUUCAAGCAAAUAGUAAAGAGGAAACUUUAAAGAAUGGUAUAAAAAUAGAUGCUGCAAAUAAUGAAAAGAAUGAAAGAGAAAAAGACAAUGUAGCUAUGAAACAAGCUUUAUUGGAAAUGGAUGGUACAAUUAUUAACAGUAAUGGUCCUACUUUUGGUGAUUAUAUAACCAAAAGAUCUAAAACGAUACCAUUACGAUUAGAUUCUGAAGAAAGACAAUACUUGAAAUUGCUAGAAGCUGCUUUAAAUGUGUCAGAAUAUACAGAUAAAAUUGAUAUUAUAACAUAUUCAAAUAAGGCAAGAAGAAUUGUUGGACAAAUCAAGGAUUUAUGUGCUAUCAUUUCUGGUUUGUUAGUAGCAGGAGAUUAUAAAAAAGGUUCACAGUUAUUUUCAAAGAAUAAUUUACGUGAUAAUGCAACCAUCUUUCAACAAAUAUUUGAAGUUGGUAGACGACAUAAAAUUAUGAAUCCAGAAAAAAUGAGAUCGACUUAUGGUAAAUUAAUGUAUAUGCUUAUGGAUUCUUGUAUUCCCGAAGUUGAAGAAUAUCUUGGAUUUUCAUGUAUUAUCCCAAUCAAGACAGUCUAUGAUUUUUUGAAAAGUCAAGAAAGUAUUGAAGUUUUACAUGAUGAAAAUAUUGUUUUAGCUACACGAGAAAUUGUGCCUGAUUUCAAAACUCGGGGACAAAUUGAUGCUGAAGUUCAACGUAAACAGCUUGCUAUUCGAACUAUAUGUGAAAAAUAUGCAAAUGAAAGAAUUUCAAAAGAAGAUAUCGAACGCUGUUUAUUAUCUAUAUCUGAUAAUAAUGCUUUCUUAAGAGCGAAUAGAGAUCCUUGUGAUAAAAUGAUUAAAUAUCUUUCAAAAUAUUUUAAUCCAGUAAAGCAUGAACAUAAUUAUUCUUUAGCAAUUCAAGCAGGUAGAAAUGGACAUCGUUUGACACAUUCACAUUCAGCACAAUAUACAUACGUUUAUCAAUCAUUGACUUUAUGGCGUGAAAUUAUGAAUGAAAUGUUUUUACUUUGGAAUAUGGCUGAUGAAGAUUUAAUUUCACCUAAUGUGUAUAGAUUAACAAAUACAGGUCAAGGACUACAACGUAUCCAACCAUGUCCUAACGUAUCAAGAGCUAUUCAUAAAGUAUUAAAUCGAGUUCAUAAGAAAUGCGGAUCCUGGGUUGGUAGCAGUGUCGUUCAUUUAGGAGAUAAAAAUGUGCCUAAUUCAUUUAUGUUUAUUGACAAAUAUAAUCAAGUUGCACGUAUCUUGACUCCUAUUGUUAGUACCUUGGAUAAAUUAGAUUUACUUGCAAAGGAUGUUCAUGCUGCAGAAUAUAUUCAAAAUGAAUAUGGUAGUAUUGAACAAUGCCGAAAAGAUAUUUUGUAUGAUUUAUUUAGACAUGGUUUUGAUGGUUCUGGUGGUGAUAAUUAUUUCGAUGCAGGAAGUUGUAUAGACGGUAGACUUACAUCAGCUUGGAAUUGGUGCUCAACAAUUGAAAAGAAAAAGUUCUUUCCUAUUUUCCUAAUGACGGGAUUUAUUGGAUUUGAUGGAACUGAAUGGUAGAUAAUAAUAAAAGUUUACAUAGAAUUAUAUUAGACCGUAUCAAUUAAAUAAAAUAUAAUCUGCCAUGCAAGUUCAGCUUAUUUAGUAAAACAAAUUUAUUUUUAUUCUUUUUUUUUAUGUAAUAGCGUCAUAUUGUGUGUGUGUGUGUGUGUGUCAAAG